This is a messenger RNA of Meloidogyne enterolobii, 1044 nucleotides long. NCBI's taxonomy places the organism in Eukaryota, Metazoa, Nematoda, Chromadorea, Rhabditida, Meloidogynidae. The record is from the annotation of a GenBank genome assembly.
CUUGAAAAAAUUAAAAAUCCGCAUAAAACUUGCGGACUUCCUUGUCGCAAAAAACUUGCGGAUAAACUGAAAAAAAUUUCUUGCUGAUUUUCCGUAAGGAAAUACUAGCUGGAUUACACAUGGCCGAUAGUACAAAUUAUUUUUUACUAGAUAAAUGAUAAUAACAAAUGACCUAGGUAAUUAAAUUCUAGGAUAAUGAAAAAACGAAUUGUCUGUAAGUGGAACGACGCCUAUACUAGUGAAAAUGAAAAAUCAAACGAUAUUAUGCACAAUUGCAAACUUCAGUUUGACAUUCUCGAUGUUUCGGCCACAAAAUUAGAACGUCGUUUAGAAGCCGAUUCAAAAGCUAGAAACAAGAAAAUGGCAAAACAAGAAGCUUUCCGUAAAAUUUAUGAAAUUUUGAUUGCUGAUUAUGGGCCUUUUAAUCAAAUAAUUGUGGUCAAUGAAAACAAAAAAGAAAAGAAAGAAAAUAUUGUGACAGAAAUGACUGAAAAUGAAGAGAAUUUGGUUGUGAUUGAGGAAGGUGAAAUAAUAGAAGAAAAGGUUAUAUCAAAUAAUAAUGUAACAACAAUCACUUCUACAACAGACAAAUAUUCAUUAACACUUUCUCCAAAGGAUUUGAUAGAACUUUCACAUAUUGAAAGAAGCCAAGAUUGUAAUGAAACAAUUGAUAUUAGAAUGCUUUUGAGUGAUAUAUUAAUUGAUAGAGAAGUGAAUACUCCGCGCUCUGAACGUUUACUGAGAUGUAUUUUGGAAUGGAAAAAUCCUCAAGUUGAGCGUGUAUUUAGUCAGGCAACUUUGGAAUUUAUUGAGACUGCCAAAAGUCAAAUCCAUGAUAUUUUCCAAGUUUAUCUACAAAUUUCAACUACUCAUAACAACAAAAAGUCUAUGUUGUGUACUUUUGGAGGCGAAGGGAGUGAUUUGCAGAGAGCAAGAGGUAUUUUAUUUUUGAAGUUUAAAGAAAAAUUGGAACAUUAUACAGGAAUGGGCCAGGUUGGGAAAAAGCCGGGUCGGGGUUUGGGUGACCCCGCACAUAUAUGCUAA